Messenger RNA from Pomacea canaliculata, 911 nucleotides. RefSeq names its product ficolin-3-like. NCBI's taxonomy places the organism in Eukaryota, Metazoa, Mollusca, Gastropoda, Architaenioglossa, Ampullariidae. The transcript is spliced from 2 exons. The coding region runs from base 1 to 447 and encodes 148 amino acids. The record is from RefSeq and is a predicted model, not a curated record.
AUGAGAUCAUUGCCUUGUCUUGUCUCAGGCCUGUCCGCGAUUCACGAACUGACAUAUUAUACACAUUGGGACUUGAGGGUGGACAUCGUAGAUGGGCGUGGAGAACGUCGCUACGCUGAGUACGGGUAUUGGUUUCUGUACGGUGCUUCGAAUAACUACGAACUUCUCAUGUACAGCUACUCGGGUGACGCAGGAGAUGAGUUGGGACCUAGUAACCGUAAAGAGUUUUCAACCUAUGACCGAGACCCGACCGGCUGUGUCAGGGCACGUCACAGCGCCUGGUGGUACCCGGAUGACUGUGGCAGAGCUUACCUCAACAGCCCUAGUGCAAGCGGCAAUGUUUGGGGUGACUACAGCAACCUGCAGUUCUCGGAGAUAAAGGUGAGGCCAGACUACUCAACACUUGGGCUUACACCGCCCCCCAGACGUAUGGAACCACGAAGGUGAAGCCAGACUAACAUCAUCUUGUCUCGUGUACCCACUGCUUAUACCGCCAGUCCACUGUUCACUGUUCACUACAGGUUCCACUGAUGAUGUGAGCUCAGUGUACAUUAAUCUUUCGCAAUAGUCUAGCAUCUCAACGUAGUGCAGACUACUGUACUUUAAUUGUUUACUUUGAGUAUAUUGCCUGGUGAUUCUAGUAUACACGUGUUGUAUUAUUUCUUGCAGAUUUGGGUGUGCUUGGAUAAACUAACAUGUUUACAAACGUAAAGUCUAAGUUUAAUUAAUUCAUUCAGCAUUUAAUUGUGCAAUGAGCUGUCGCUAUACACCUAAUACUUUAAAGUAAACGAUAUUACCUAUACACCUAAUAGUUUAUAGUAAACGUGUCAUGAACUAUAUAUUAGCUAUACACCUAAUAGUUUAUAGUAAACGUGUCAUGAACUAUAUAUUAGCUAUACACCUAAUAGUUU